AUGAAGUCUUUAACUCUGAACGCUCUCUUCGUCCUCGCGGUAACAUACUCGUUGAUCGUUCAGGCACAACAACAGGGCUGUACAUGUGGAGGUUUAGGAUCAGGUACAAAUCCUUGCACUUGUAGCGAGACACUGGUAAAAGCUGCAAAAUUGCCGACACCAACGUAUUAUGCCUCGCCCCAAGACAUCAAUGAUGCUGCCGCUUCACGUACCAGCAUAGACAUAUCAACUGCUACAUCUCAAAAUAGUUACUCUAACUCACAAAGCGUCAGCGUUUCUAAUCCCAUUACAUACAGCAACGUUAACUCUAACUCUCACACUGGUGGUACUUCGAAUGUCGUACACGUUAAUAGUGAUUCUACAACACACAACAGCGCUAACUCUAAUACAUAUAGUAACAGCGGCAGCAGUUCAUCAAGUUCUCCUGUAGCAACUGUUGCUCAUACUGAUAUUAUACCCGUUCCUGAAAGUUCUAGCAAAAGUAAUUCUGGUUGUGGUUGCAAUAAACAAACUUCAGAAUCCAUAGACAUUGACGAUUCGAUAAACUCGAAUGUCAAUGUUGUACCCAGUUUCUCACCGAUUGGCGACUUAUGUUACCCGCUUCCGGUUGAUUCCCGUAGCGGAAAGCUACUGCUAGAGAAAACAAAAGUAACUCCAGCCCAUCCUGGUAAAAUCAUAUGCAACAGGAGCAAUCCGUCGAUUCCUUAUGAAAUUUGUACAAAUGUACAAACUGGAGAGAUCACGAGUAGAGCAAUUACAUCCAGCACUUCUGAUGCAACCAGUGAAUUGGGGAUACAUGGAAAUUCAAACUCUGGAUCCUUUAAUCGACCAAAUUCUGGAAUAUUCAGUUUACCUCCUCUAGCACAUAUGAGUUCAAACACUGCAAGUGGAUACAAUCAACAUACAGGAAUGUCUAUGAGUAGCAGUUCUUCAAGUUGUUUUGAUGAUGACACAGAUGAAGUUCCAGUAGGUUAUUCGUAUCCUGAAAUGCCAGCAGACGCAGUCUCUCUUACUCUCGCGUACAAAAAUCUUCGUGCCCCGAAUGUAAUUUAUAGACAAGGGAAACAGUUUGUACCGGAAGAUAAAUUGUCCUUUGGUCACCGAACAAUGCCAAAUGAUGUGAAAUAUGAGAAACAAAUUCCAGACAUUCCGGAAGAGAAACUAGUGACGGUCGAGAAACCUGUUGUAGAACUUAAACUGGCACCUCCAAGGACUGUUGUCAUUGGUUCUUACGACGAGCGAGAAGAAGCAAAACUCGCGGAACUCGAGGCGAUCGAACGUGAAAGUAUAACGCAAGAAGAAACUGCGGAUCAAGUGGCGGAUAGUCUUCUUACUUACAAAGAUCUGGGUUACGCACCAGUGGGCUCAAUGUAUAUGAAGUCAAGAAGCCAAAACGAAAUGAUCAGUGGAGAUAUUAACGAUAGCGGAGAGGAACCAUGCGGUCCCUUGGGUCCACCAAAACCAGAUUAUGUUCCAGGCGCAGUAUUGAUUCAACGCGAAGAUACCGAAGAUAAUUUUGACAACAUGAAUCAAAUGCAACAGCAAAAUCCUUCAAACUCUGGAUCCUGUCCAUCAUGAUUUAUCAAACAACGUCGAUUUAUCUGGUUCUAAAUCAUUAAA
Colletes gigas is the source of this 1620-nucleotide messenger RNA. RefSeq lists its product as uncharacterized. Lineage: Eukaryota; Metazoa; Arthropoda; Insecta; Hymenoptera; Colletidae. The transcript has 6 exons. The coding region runs from base 1 to 1578 and encodes 525 amino acids. The record is from RefSeq and is a predicted model, not a curated record.